Molecule: messenger RNA, 908 nt
Organism: Oncorhynchus gorbuscha (pink salmon)
Lineage: Eukaryota; Metazoa; Chordata; Actinopteri; Salmoniformes; Salmonidae
Product: high mobility group-T protein-like
Exons: 5
Coding region: 136-747 (203 amino acids)
Biological process (GO): regulation of transcription by RNA polymerase II
Cellular component (GO): nucleus
Molecular function (GO): DNA binding, bending
Source: RefSeq, a predicted model, not a curated record
AUGGGAAGGGAGGAGAGAGAGAGAGCGUGAUGUUAGAGAAGCGACAAGACACUGCGUAUCGCAUUCGUUCUGGUUGUUCCACAUUACAGCCAUUGCAGUGCAUUUGUGAUCCAAGCGGCAGCCUUUGAUAUUGAGAUGGGGAAAGAUCCAACCAAGCCAAGGGGAAAGAUGUCCUCCUAUGCCUACUUUGUCCAGACCUGUCGAGAGGAGCACAAGAAGAAACACCCGGAAGCUUCCGUCAACUUCUCCGAGUUCUCCAAGAAGUGCUCUGAGAGAUGGAAGACCAUGUCUGCCAAGGAGAAGGGGAAGUUUGAGGAUCUGGCCAAGCUGGACAAGGUGCGUUAUGAGAGGGAGAUGAGGAGCUACAUUCCUCCAAAGGGAGAGAAGAAGAAGAGGUUUAAGGACCCCAAUGCCCCCAAGAGACCAUCGUCUGCUUUCUUCAUCUUCUGCGCUGAUUUCCGACCCCAGGUGAAGGGGGAGACCCCUGGCCUGUCUAUCGGUGACGUGGCCAAGAAGCUGGGAGAGAAGUGGAACAACCUAACAGCGGAAGACAAGGUGCCCUAUGAGAAGAAGGCUGCGAAGCUGAAGGAGAAGUACGAGAAGGACAUCACUGCCUAUCGCAACAAGGGCAAGGUGCCGGUCAGCAUGCCAGUGAAGGUCGCUGCCCCAACCAAGGACGACGACGACGAUGACGAUGAUGACGACGACGACGACGAUGAUGACGACGACGACGACGAUGACGAGUAGAUCCGCGUUGUUGUUAGAGCUUAUCAUUUCUUGUUUAUAAAGCAUUUAACCCUUCACACAUCACUUACUCAGAACAAAAGAAAAAACAUUACUUGAAAAAGUUACACAAAAACUAAAACACCCCUCCUCUCUCAAAAACACCCCCCCCCCUCCUCUCUCAA